This is a messenger RNA of Gekko japonicus, 945 nucleotides long. Its product is annotated as olfactory receptor 2J3-like. NCBI's taxonomy places the organism in Eukaryota, Metazoa, Chordata, Lepidosauria, Squamata, Gekkonidae. Gene Ontology annotation, molecular function: G protein-coupled receptor activity; olfactory receptor activity. The record is from RefSeq and is a predicted model, not a curated record. Bases 1 to 945 code for a protein of 314 amino acids. Gene Ontology annotation, cellular component: membrane. Gene Ontology annotation, biological process: G protein-coupled receptor signaling pathway. The transcript has a single exon.
AUGAGUCCUCAGACGUACAACACUAGCACAGAGUUUGUCUUGGUGGGCCUCUCCAAUGACCGUGAGACGCAGAUUCUACUCUUUGUGGUCAUUCUCCUCAUCUAUAUACUUACCCUUGUGGGGAAUACAGGGAUCAUUGUGUUGGUACAGAACAACAACCACCUCCACACACCCAUGUACUUCUUUCUGACACACCUCUCCAGUGUGGAGAUCUUUUAUAUCAACACUACCGUUCCCCAGAUACUCGCUCACCUUCUAGCGGGUCGUGCGGAAUUGUCCUCAACCCGUUGUGCAUUACAGAUGUACACGGCUUUGGCCCUAGCGAGCACUGAAUCCCUUCUGCUGGGCAUCAUGGCCUACGACCGUUAUUUGGCCAUCUGCCAUCCCCUGACCUAUGCCACUGCCAUGGGAAGACAGUGCCAGUUCCAGCUUGCCUCAGCCUGCUGGGUAGCUGGCUUUCUCAUUGCUGCCAUAUGUGUGAGCGUCACCUUUAGCCACCCCUUCUGUGGCCCCUGCUGCGUCCAACAUUUCAUCUGUGAGGUACCAAUGGUGCUGAGGCUCGCAUGCAAUGACACCUUUAUCACAGAAAUCAUCAUUUUUGUCUCUGCAGCAUUGGUCCUCUUAUGUCCUGUUUCAAUCAUCUUGACUUCCUAUGGACUCAUUCUGGUGUCUUUGUUCCGAAUGCGCUCAGCUACUGGACUGCGUAAGGCCUUAUCUACAUGUGGCUCCCAUUUAACUGUGGUCGUCAUGUUUUAUAGCAUUGCCAGUUUUGUCUAUAUCUUACCACAGUCAGGAGCCUCUGCUGACAAUGGCAAGGAGGUCGCUGUGUUUUACGUUGUGGUCACCCCGCUUCUGAACCCCAUCAUAUACACUCUGAGAAACAAGGAUGUCCAUGAGGCAAUGGCCAAGGUGGUACGAACAUGGGGAUUUGAGAGGAAAGGAUAA